AUGGCGUCUCUUCAAGAUGUUAGCAUGUCCGCGGCCAUUAACAUCUUGUCUGCAUUUGCAUUCCUUGUCGCUUUUGCUCUUCUGCGGCUUCAACCAAUCAAUGAUAGAGUGUACUUCCCCAAGUGGUAUCUCAAGGGGAUUAGAGGAAGCCCAACUCGCUCUGGAGCCCUUGUGAGCAACUUUGUCAAUUUGGACUUCAAAACAUACGUUAAGUUUCUCAAUUGGAUGCCCGCAGCAUUGAGCAUGACUGAAGCGGAGAUUACCGAUCACGCCGGGCUUGAUUCGGCCGUGUUCAUUCGGAUUUACCUACUUGGCUUGAAAAUUUUCAUCCCCAUAACCUUGCUUGCUCUUGUUGUUUUAGUGCCUGUCAAUUGGACGGGUAACACAUUGGAAGGGAUAAAAGAUUUAACUUUUAGCAACAUUGACAAACUCUCAAUAUCCAACGUUCCAUCUGGAUCAAAAAGGUUUUGGGCUCAUCUGGUAAUGUCAUAUGUCUUCUCAUAUUGGACGUGCUAUAUUUUAUAUCAUGAAUACAAGAGGAUAGCUUCCAUGAGGCUUCGAUAUUUAGCAUCUGAAAAUCGUCGUCCAGAUCAAUUUACGGUACUUGUGAAGAAUGUUCCCCCAGAUCCCGAUGAAUCAAUCAGUGAACAUGUUGAACAUUUCUUUUGUGUAAACCAUCCAGAACAUUAUCUUUUGCAUCAAGUUGUAUAUAAUGCAAAUAACCUUGCAAAGUUGGUUGCAAAGAAGAAGAGUCUGCAUAAUUGGCUUGUCUAUUACCAAAAUAAGUACGAGAGAAAUCCUAUAAAGAGGCCUACCACAAAGACAGGUUUCUGGGGCCUUUGGGGAAAUAGAGUGGAUGCCAUUGACUAUUAUACUGCUGAGAUUGAGAAGUUGACCCUAGAAGAAAAUGCAGAAAGAGAAAGGGUUACAAGUGAUCCAAAAGCUAAGGUUCCUGCAGCAUUUGUUUCGUUUAAAACACGAUGGGGAGCCGCGGUUUGUGCCCAAACUCAGCAAUCAAGUAAUCCUACAAUCUGGUUGACAGAGUGGGCUCCUCAGCCACGUGAUGUCUUUUGGGACAAUCUUUCAAUUCCGUAUUUUGAACUCAGCAUCCGAAGAUUGCUCAUGAGUGUUGGUCUCUUUUUCCUUAUCUUUUUCUUUAUGAUUCCGAUAGCUUUUGUUCAAUCUCUAGCCAACAUUGAGGGAAUUAUGAAGGUUCUUCCUUUCUUGAAGCCACUAAUAGAGAAGAAGGUUGUCAAGUCCGUUAUCCAAGGAUUUCUUCCGGGCAUAGCAUUAAAGAUAUUCCUUAUUCUACUUCCAACAAUUCUCAUGACUAUGUCCAGAAUAGAAGGUUUUGCCUCGUUAUCGUCUCUGGAAAGGAGAUCGGCUGAGAAGUAUCAUUUGUUCAUACUUGUCAAUGUAUUUCUUGGAAGUAUUGUUACUGGAACAGCAUUUCAGCAGCUUGAGAAAUUUAUAAAUGAACCUUCAACAGAAUUUACAAAAACUAUUGGUGUCUCAAUCCCGAUGAAAGCAACGUUCUUCAUGACUUAUAUAAUGGUUGACGGUUGGGCUGGAAUUGCUGCAGAGAUCCUUAGAUUGGUUCCUCUGGUUAUCUUCCAUCUCAAGAACACAUUUUUGGUUAAGACAGAAGAAGAUAGGGAGAAGGCAAUGGAUCCUGGUUGCUUGGACUUUGCUACAUCAGAACCUAGGAUUCAGUUCUAUUUCUUGCUAGGACUUGUAUAUUCUGUUAUCACGCCAGUGCUUCUUCCAUUUAUUGUGGUCUUCUUUGCCUUUUCCUUCAUGGUUUUUCGUCAUCAGAUUAUCAACGUUUAUGACCAGAAAUAUGAGAGUGCUGCGGCCUUCUGGCCUCACGUGCAUCGACGAGUAAUUAUUGGAUUAAUUAUAGCUCAACUUCUUCUAAUGGGAUUGUUUAGCACGAAAGGCCUUGCAAAGUCAACAUCAUUGCUUAUUGCACAACCUAUUCUGACUAUUUGGUUCCAUAGAUUCUGCAAGGGACGUUUUGAAUCUGCAUUCCUGAAAUUUCCAUUACAGGACGCAAUGGUGAAGGAUACACUAGAACGGGCUACACAACCAAACCUCAAUUUAAGAGCCUAUCUUAAGGAUGCUUACGUACAUCCUGUCUUUAAGGGUGGGGAGUUGGAGAGACCCGUCGCCAUUGAUGAAGAAGAGAGCAAUCCACUUGUAGCGACGAAGAGGAAGUCUUCCGGGAAUAGUAGACAUGGUUCUGAGACCGGCUCUGAAGCCGGUGUACGAUUUUAG
Messenger RNA from Morus notabilis, 2277 nucleotides. RefSeq names its product CSC1-like protein At4g02900. The transcript is spliced from 11 exons. Gene Ontology annotation, cellular component: plasma membrane. Gene Ontology annotation, molecular function: calcium-activated cation channel activity. Bases 1 to 2277 code for a protein of 758 amino acids. Lineage: Eukaryota; Viridiplantae; Streptophyta; Magnoliopsida; Rosales; Moraceae. The record is from RefSeq and is a predicted model, not a curated record.